Physeter macrocephalus (sperm whale) is the source of this 6722-nucleotide messenger RNA. RefSeq names its product Rho guanine nucleotide exchange factor 4 (gene ARHGEF4). NCBI's taxonomy places the organism in Eukaryota, Metazoa, Chordata, Mammalia, Artiodactyla, Physeteridae. The transcript has 14 exons. Gene Ontology annotation, biological process: intracellular signal transduction. The coding region runs from base 7 to 5694 and encodes 1895 amino acids. Gene Ontology annotation, molecular function: protein binding; guanyl-nucleotide exchange factor activity. The record is from RefSeq and is a predicted model, not a curated record.
GCCACCAUGCUCAGCGUCGUGCACUUCCUCCGGAGCUUCUUUAAGACUCCAGAGCCAAGUGUACACCUGCCAGGUGAAGGUGAGAUUGAAGACAAGGAGCUCCCCCCUUCUCCCGCAGAACCAGAGGAACAGGGAUGGAGCCGGGAAACAGACCACGAUGAUUUUGAGACACUGUCCCACCAGAGUGAAAGUCAAUCAGACACAAAAAUUGACCCCUUUGAAAGUGCUUCCGACACAGAGUCCCUGCCUGGUGACCUCCUAGGGGGAAUCUGCCUCACUCCAGAUGGUACCUCUGAGGACAGAGAAGCACGCAGGGGAUGCCGUGACACCCCAGCAUCCAGAACCCUUCAGGAAGAGCAUUCAACUGGUGUCCCUGGGCUUGACCCAAAAGAGGAACUAGAUCUGUACCUUGACUUCAAGGAAGAGUCCUGCAAAAGUGGGGCACGAGCCUUUGCUGCAGUUGCUGGAGAGGUGAGGGCCGUGCACCUUUGGGAGGACGUGGCCGGCCCGGAGCGAGAGUCGCCGCUGGCAGGGACUGCUGGCCGCACACAGGGCUGUUCACAGGGGCCCACGGGCAGCUGCGGCCUCCCGCCAGCGAAGGCCGUGACUGUACAAGACCUCAGGGGGUCCUCUGGUUUUUCUCUUCAGAAAUCCAGGUCUGAGAGUUAUCUGGGCAUCCCAGUGGUCUGGCCCUUUCUUCUCUGGUGCUGUGAACAGGGCCGGAGCUGGCCAAAUAUCCACAACAGGGACAGGGGAACCCAGCUGCCUCUCACAGCCCCUCCGGGAGCCGGGACAGGGAAGGGAAGUACUCGGGGCCCCGCACUGAACACAGGCUUGCUCUGCUCCCAGCCCGGCUUAGAUGCCACCUGCCAGCUUCCUUUAGGGACAUCAUGCCUCCUACAUGCCAAGCUUUGCCAUAGCGCCCCAGAAAAGACCGAUGACAAGGGCAAGGCAUUCCCAAGGCACUGCUGUCAGCACACGACGACGCUGAACAGGGCCCGUUCCAUAGCAGAGUUUCCCUUAAGAUACUCUGAGGGUCCUCUAGGGCAGAACUUUGUGAAGUUUGGGAGCCAUCUGAAGGAAGGGACAGAAGCAGGACGGGCUCCAAGAACACAACACCCUCUUUACCCUGUUCCCACCCAACUGUCUCAUUUGCUUCCUGCUUCCCAAAGGAAGGCUCCUGGUUUGGAGGAUCUCUAUGAACCCAGUGCUCUUAGCUGGAAAAGGGCCUCUCAGGACACGCCCUCUGAAAGUCUCUGGCUGGAAAACCAGCCAGGACAGGAUUCUAGGUCCUGCCCAGUCUCUUCACGCCUUACUGCGGAGUUGGUGAGCUGCAGUGCAGAGGAAGUGCUGGUACCAGCCGAGGGCAAGUUGGGACACGGCCCAGAAAGCAGAACAGAGGCGCCCCUAAGCGCUGGCCUGGCACCAAAUGCUGAGGACGUGAGUGAUAAACAGAAGCCGCUUCAAGACAUUUCUGUCGAGGCAGGAAACCAAACCAGUAAUUACACAUCAAAGCAUAUCCUCAGUGAGAAAAGAAAGCCACCUGCUAGGGCCAAGCUCCCACAUCAUCCCAGCAAUAGCAGGUCACGGGUGUGGAACAAAGACUGGGGGGUUUGCUCUGCAGUAAGCAAUCACUCAGAUGCUCCGGAGACCACCCUGAAAUCAAGCACGGUUCCAGACCCCAACUUCACGAAAAAUGCCUUGCAGGGUUCUUCAGGAGUCGCAGCAGUCACCGUGUCCCCCUGCCCCUGGGGCGGUGAGGGGUGUGACCAGGGGCACAAGGGUGGUGCCACACCCUUGGCAGAGGGCCUCCAGCUAGAGCCCAAAGCAGACACGUCUUCUAAGGGCACGCGCAUCAUUGCAGCUGUCGAGCAGAAAGGGUUGCCGGCCACCAGGAGGAAAGUGGGUCCUCUUCCAGAAACACAGUCCGGUGAGUUUCUGGAGGAAAGACCAGGGUCUCCCUGCAGUGCUGGAGCGACCCCACGUGUGGUUUCCCGGCCUGGGAACCCACAAACUUUCGGCAAUGCGUCUGAGCUGCCGGCAGCCCUCGGACUGCGAGGUGAAGACGAGGCUCUUCAGCAGGUGGCCCCAGCCGCAGAGCUUAGGAUACUUCUGAUCCCCCAGGCGGCUUCGGAAGAGAGGCCCCCGGGCGGGGAAGAGACGUCUUCCCAAGGGCGCGCCGCAGGGGGCCUGCUGAGCACAGGGGCGCCUGCGGAAGAGAACCCGCCCGGGGCCAGCCAGAGCUCCGGGACCCCGGCGGCCAGGGAGGAAGCUGCUGGGGCGCCCGGGGCCCAGGGCCCCGAGGACACGCUAGGGGUGCGCGCAGCGGAGGGCGGUGCGGACAAGCGGCCCGGCCCUGCCCGCGCCCGUGCGCUCCGGCUGCCCGGAACGGCCCGCCGGCUCCGCCAGGCUUCGCGGGAGCCCGGGAAGGGGCUGGCGUUUCCCGAGGUGACCUCCUUACGGAAAGGCAAGCCCUCGGCCGCCGAGAGCCCGGGACGGGGCCGCCCUGGGGCUUCUAACGGCCUCGAGGAGCUGUGCACCGACAGUCCGCCCCCGGUGGCCGGCGGGCAGAGCGCGUCGGGCCGGGUCGGGACUCCACGCGGCGCGCACGCCAGCGCCUCUCCCGAGAUCGGCUUCCAGGGCGCAGGCCGAGGGCUCGCAGGGCAGACGGAAGGGGGCCAUGUGGAGACGCGUGGGCACCUCGGUAGCAGAAGACAGUCCUCAGAAAGCUGCGACGCCAAGAGACGCAAAACCCCAGAGAAGAGGCUCAGCGCGAGGUUGGCCUCAGCUCAUAAGACCUUUGCAAAUUUUUUUGAGUCGAGAGUUUUAGAAAAAGAGAACACUGCUGAGUGUUUUCCAGGUUCUUUCAAGGACCAGAAGAAAAAGAGCAGGCUGCACCAGACCUCCUCGCACACAGUUCUGAAAAGCAAAGAUGCUGAAGGCCCCAAAAGGCCCUCCUUAGUGAGUCUGGUUCCAGGACCGGAGAUCUUGAAUCCCCCCAGACCUUCCCCACUAGGCACCAGUAGCCACUGCGAGGGGCAGGCAGAGGACAAGGAGAGCUGCUACGUUUUUAGAGAUCACUGGACACUCCCACAUUCCCCCACACCUUUGUCAUUCAGCGAUUUGGUCUCUUCAGAUAACAGGAGAAAAAGUGAACCAACUAUCAAAUGUACAAGCACUCAGGAAAGUGGUAAAUACCUACCUUCAGGUAACUUUCCUGAAAAGCCUUGGCCUUUGUCACCCACCAGUCCUGGGAGGCAGCAGGCUGGGAUCAGCCCCACCUUUCCCUCCAGCUCCACCUGCUUCCUGGCAUAUGGAAGCCACGGCGUGCCCUGUAAGCCCCUGAGCCCCAAGCCCCAGAGCCCCAGGCCUGGUGCCCAGCGGGUGGAUUUCCACUACCCUGGCAGGGGCAGGGCCAUCUCAGCGGUUUCUCUUGGAAGCUCCAGCCAUGUAGAUAGCAGCUCAGAGGCCCCUGGAAGCCCCAAGACCUCCAAGGCCUGGACAAGCCUCCUACUUUGUCUGCAGGCACUAGACCAGGGUGAGAAGGAAGAGAGCAGGAAAAGAGGCCAGCAUCCCUGUGGCCUGAGCACAGCACCCUCGCUUAAGGACCUUCUUGGGAGUGAGAACCACAUGCCGUGGGAAGAACAACCAGGCAAGAAGCCCAGUUGCUCCCGCGGUCUGAAAGCUUUUCACACUGAGCCAGCUCAGGGGCCGUUCUCUACUGCUGAGAUGGGGACAUGGACCCUCCCCUUCGUCUCUGCAGAGGACGUCCCCAGGGAGACUCCUUCACAACCCAGGAGCAUCUCUCAGCACUCACACAUCAGUUUAGAUGACCUGUGGCUGGAGAAGAUGCAGAGGAGGAAGUUGAAGAAGUUGGCCCAGUUUGAAAGGAAGAUGCAUGCAUGUAAAGAUGGAAUCCAAUGCUGGAGGAAGAUGACCAUUACCUCUCCAGAGUCUUUGAAUCUCCCUAGAAGAAGCCAUCCAUUCUCCCAGAGUGCCCCGACAAGACUGAACCACAUGGGCUGGCCAGAGCCCAUACCUGACAUUGCCCUCCCUGAUGGAGCUCUGGACAUGGCGCUCCGUGCGGACGAGGCAGGCAGUGAGGAGGACCUGUACGAGGACGUGCACAGCUCCAGCCACCACUACAGCCACCCUGGAGGGGGCGGCGAGCAGCUGGCCAUCAACGAGCUCAUCAGUGAUGGCAGUGUGGUCUGUGCUGAAGCACUCUGGGACCAUGUCACCAUGGAUGACCAGGAACUGGGCUUCAACGCCGGGGACGUCAUCGAAGUAAUGGAUGCCACCAACAGAGAGUGGUGGUGGGGCCGGGUCGCUGACGGCGAGGGCUGGUUUCCAGCAAGCUUUGUGCGGCUGCGGGUGAACCAGGACGAGCCCGCGGACGACGAGGCGCUGGGGACCGGGCACGGCGGGGCCGGGGACGGCGGGGCUGAGGCGCAGAGCAGCAAGGACCAGAUGCGGACCAACGUCAUCAACGAGAUCCUCAGCACCGAGCGGGACUACAUCAAGCACCUGCGCGACAUCUGCGAGGGCUACCUCAGGCAGUGUCGCAAGCGCGUGGACAUGUUCAGCAAGGAGCAGCUGCGAACCAUCUUCGGGAACAUCGAGGACAUCUACCGGUGCCAGAAGGCCUUCGUGAAGGCGCUGGAGCAGAAAUUCAACCCGGAGCGGCCACACCUGAGCGAGCUGGGCGCCUGCUUCCUGGAACACCAAGAGGAUUUCCAGAUCUACUCAGAGUACUGCAACAACCACCCCAACGCCUGCGUGGAGCUCUCACGCCUCGCCAAGCUCAGCAAGUACGUGUACUUCUUCGAGGCCUGCCGGCUGCUGCAGAAGAUGAUCGACAUCUCCCUGGACGGCUUCCUGCUGACACCUGUGCAGAAGAUCUGCAAGUACCCUCUGCAGCUGGCUGAGCUGCUCAAGUACACGCACCCCCAGCACAGGGAUUUCAAGGACGUGGAAGCUGCCUUACAUGCCAUGAAGAAUGUGGCCCAGCUCAUCAACGAACGGAAACGGAGGCUUGAAAACAUCGACAAGAUCGCUCAGUGGCAGAGCUCCAUAGAGGACUGGGAGGGAGAAGAUCUCCUGGUCAGGAGCUCGGAACUCAUCCACUCGGGGGAGCUGACUCGUGUCACACAGCCACAAGCCAAGAGCCAGCAAAGGAUGUUUUUUCUCUUUGACCACCAGCUCAUCUACUGUAAGAAGGACCUUCUCCGCCGGGACGUACUCUACUACAAGGGCCGAGUGGACAUGGAUGGCCUGGAGGUGGCGGACCUGGAGGACGGGAAGGACAGGGAGCUGCACGUGAGCGUCAGGAACGCCUUCCGGCUGCGCCGCGGCCCCUCGGGGGAGAGCCACCUGCUGUGCGCCAAGAAGCCCGAGCAGAAACAGCGCUGGCUCAAGGCCUUCGCCAGCGAGCGUGAGCGGGUGCGGCUGGACCGGGAGACAGGCUUCUCCAUUACCCAGCUACAGAGGAAGCAGGCCAUGCUGAACGCCAGCCAGCAGCAGGCUGCCGGGAAGCCCAAAGCCCUCAGCCGGCCCUACUACCUGACACGCCAGAAGCACCCAGCCCUGCCCACCAGCCUGCCCCAGCAACAGGUCCUGGUGCUGGCAGAGCCCAAGCGGAAGCCGUCCACCUUCUGGCACAGCAUCAGCCGGCUGGCGCCCUUCCGCAAGUGAGCCCACGCCCCGCCGAUGGCUCCAUCUGGACCUGCCCCGCCGGCGGGCCUCCAGCUUUUCCUCCCCGAGGCUCACCACAUCCGGCCUUCCUCUGCCUGUUACGCAAACUGGAGGUGGGAGGUGCUCAGUGCCCCCAUUCCCGGUUUCCUCCCCACUACUGGGGCGCUGGAGACGCUGGCUGGAGAGGCAGGCCCCCAGCACGUGAACCUCCCGCCACCCUCUGGGCCUGUGCGGGGCCUCCUGGGAGCCACAGCUCAGAACCACCCACCAGGCCAGCACGUGUGAGAACGCCGCUUUGGACCCUCUUCUCGGGACAUAUAAUCAUUCCCCCUGCUCCUGGUUUCUCUGGGCAGGAGACGUCUCUGCCUUCCGCCACCUGCGGAGCCAGGCUGUGUGCCCCUCUGCCCCACUGUUCUCCUUGCAGGCCCCCAGCUGGUGGACCAGGCAGCCUGCGUCCCUGGUGAGGGGAACCAGGAAUUCUGCACACAAAAACAUCUGGCCCAGAGCCCACCCGUCUUUGCUUCCCAGUCCCUCUCUAGACACUCCUGGCUGCUGGACACCCUCUCUUCACUUGUGAUGUGUUUGUUUAUAGUGGAAAGAAAACCAUAGUCAGCUGAAUACUUUACUUUGGUCAGGGUUUGUGACCAGUCCACCUGUAGCUGUGGGGUGAUUCCAGAACCUGGUUCCAGUAUUUUUUGUUCAGAUUUUGUUUUUCUAACGGUAGAGAAAAAGAAUUGUUAGUGACACAGAGAGAUUGCCUUACCCUAAGUGAGCGUGAGAAGCCAUAAGGACUGAAUUCUGUGGCCCAGCACCCAGGACUGACCCACCCAGAGGCCGGUGGGCACGUGGGAUGGAAGCCCACAUCCCAGAGGAGGGCACCAGUGAGUGUGGCCGGGGCCUGGCUUGGGGCACGGAGCCGCCCCUGUGGCCCACGGGAAUUCAGCAGCAUGUACAGUCACUCUUGCACUAUAUACCUUCUCCAAGCCAGAAGCCACAUUUAAUUUCAUAAAGAAACUUGUGAAAAAUAA